This is a messenger RNA of Archocentrus centrarchus (flier cichlid), 1448 nucleotides long. RefSeq names its product NHS-like protein 1. The record is from RefSeq and is a predicted model, not a curated record. NCBI's taxonomy places the organism in Eukaryota, Metazoa, Chordata, Actinopteri, Cichliformes, Cichlidae. Bases 1069 to 1419 code for a protein of 116 amino acids. The transcript is spliced from 2 exons.
UCACGAAGAGCGGACUUUGGGGGAAUUCUCACCAGCGUAUACUUUCUUUUCAACUUCCCUGUGCAUAACUCAGUGUGCGUUCAGCAGGUGCGAGCUUACCUUUAGGAUUCUUGCUCAAUCACUGGUGUGGAUAAGCUAAUUGGAGAUCCAGAGCCAGAAAGCUGUCGACGCUGGGACCUUUUUAUCACAACAUUUGCCUAGCACACCUUUUCCUCAGCCACCAGUGACGGUAAUAUUUGCGGAAAAGCGAUCAAAACAGGACGGAGAGGAAAAAGGAGGAGGAUUCACAAGAAUUUGGUUGUAAAUUCUCUGGAAAACUUGAUAAGCAUCAUCAUUUUUGCUGCACGCUCAGCAAAGGUGGGGACUUUCACAUGUGAGUGUUUUUAUGCCAGUACAUGAGUAUGUAAGUAACCUCAUCAGGAUGGGAAUAGACCCGGGAACCUCUUAACCCGUUGAUCUGGCUCUGAGAUGGUGGGAAUCAGCUGGCGCGUGCUAACAACUGGAGAUAACAACACUCAGGGGCACACAUGGUCGUAAACAACAACCACUGAUUUGCUGAGACUGAAAAGUAUCGUAGUGUAAUUUGGAAACCUUCCUCCACCCUGUCAUGCACCACUGAGGAACAUUACAGAACAUGGGGACUGUGCACAUGGAAGUGUGUGCCGCAGAAGGGCGGUGAUUUUCCUUAUUGCUGGAUUGCUUAAUUACCCCUUUGGGUUUGGGAAUCACGCCUGGAGUCUUAAGGCACAAAGGAAGAGAAGAAAGGAAAAGAGAUGAUUUAAGUCUUGUGGCAGAGAGAUGAAGUGAAGGAGAAAGAGGUUGGAAGUUGGGGCUGUGUGGGUCAGAGUCAUGAUGUGGAAGUGUGCAAAGCAAAUGGAAGGCAAACUGGGUUAUGGCUGAAUGUCCUGCUGGAACUAAUUUAAUGCUUUAUAUUGAAUGUGAAUAGUUUGAAACAGUUCAGUAAGUGUGAAUAUCUGGUCUACCCACCAAGCUGAGGAUUGUUUUUAGCUAUUAAAACUUUAAAGAAGCUUUAAAGACGAGUUUUUGAUCUUCUCUUUCUGAGCAAAAAUGAGAGGCGAUAGGAGAUCCGCAUCAUUCCGAAAGGAGAAACCAGCGGGCCUUUCCCGGGCUCUCAGCUGGCUCAACGUGUCCAACCUCUCCCGCCAGAGCAGGCGCGUCUUCCAGAGCCAAAACGAGCUUAACGUGGUACACAGCCGCCACCCGUACUCGCACUCUCACACUCACCUUCACACCUCAGACAGAGAUGACGGUGAGGACGACGACAACUGGGUGUACCGGCCUCAACACAGAACAGAUGGAUCUCCUGGGAAAACAUUUAGGUGCCUGAACCACCUUAACUGGUUCAUCUCAACAAGAAGGACCUGCAUCUCUGCAUCCAAGAUCCCUCAGCAUGUCUGAGCUUUCCAAGUCUGGAAAUUUGUUUGGGC